GUCUGCAGCACACUGAAACUUAUCUCCACGUAUGACUGCCAUGUGUACGUCUGUCUCUGUCCGAUCUUUAGCCGAUGAUUCGAAGGCGUAUGAACUCUCCACCCUGACGGGGACGCAGGUUCUGCUGCUUGUGGCGAGUGAAACGGGUCACGUCUACACUUUUGCCACCCGCAAACUCCAACCCAUGAUCACGAGCGAAACAGGAAAAGCUCUGAUCCAAACGUGCCUCAACUCGCCUGACUCGCCCCCCCGCUCUGACCCCUCCAUGGACCAGCGCAUGAGUGCCACCGGCUUCGAGGAGACGGACCUCACCUACCAGGUGUCUGAGUCGGAGAGCAUGGGCGACACAAAGGUGAGAAUCAAAGACUUCUUAUACAUCAGUCCUUUAAAGAGGUGGACACGCAAAACACUACCUCACAUUGAGAAGAACUUCAUGAGGCUGCAGCUGAAUGCACUUGUUUCUGUUCCCUACCUGUAGUCCUACACAG
Labrus bergylta (ballan wrasse) is the source of this 488-nucleotide messenger RNA. The record is from RefSeq and is a predicted model, not a curated record. NCBI's taxonomy places the organism in Eukaryota, Metazoa, Chordata, Actinopteri, Labriformes, Labridae.